This is a messenger RNA of Ogataea philodendri, 1290 nucleotides long. RefSeq lists its product as uncharacterized. Lineage: Eukaryota; Fungi; Ascomycota; Pichiomycetes; Pichiales; Pichiaceae. The record is from RefSeq and is a predicted model, not a curated record. Gene Ontology annotation, biological process: vacuolar transport. The transcript has a single exon. The coding region runs from base 1 to 1290 and encodes 429 amino acids.
AUGGUUUCUGAAAAGGUUAUCCUUGACGACCCACAUUUCACAGACUCGCGCCUUCAGUCUUUGUAUUCUAAUUUCAAUCAUUUGAAGGAGAAUCCGGACGGAUUGGAGGCAAAUAUCAGCGCUUGGAAGAGUCUUUUAUUAGAGACAAAGAGCAAAUGCGCAUCUGAAUUCCCAGAUCAAGUGGCCUUUGAUGCCGACUCGCUCGUGAAACAAUACUCUUUACCUUCCAGAGGACUCACGCCUCAAGGACUGAACAAGGUUAUCGACCAGAUGGUUCAUGAACAAGCUCUUAUUCCGUACUCUAAAUUUCAACAAGACCCAGGAUUAUUAGGCCGUGUGGUGGGGUGGGUGUUUGGGCCCAGAUAUCGAAGCGGGAACGAUCAGAAUGGAGUUUUGAAUCAGGGCGAGAAGUUCGUGGUUGCAUCGGAGCUUGCAAAAUGGAGCAAAAACUUGGGAUACUAUCUCAGCAACAACUCACCUUUAGUCAAAGACCAUCUAAUCUCGCUGGCCAGUGAAGAGCUGGAAAUGUCCAAAUUUGAUAUUGAAUGCUGCUUGUUGAAUCUGGAGCGCGAGAAGAAGAUCGUUGUUUCAGAAGAUGUCGUGCAGUUUGUUGACAAGUCGCAGCAAGAAGUGAACUUGACGGAGGAGCAAGUUGAGUCGAUUGCAAACUUGAAAUACGCCAUUUACAAGAUGACGAAGUACAACGAAGAAACAGAGUUGAGAAUCCAGAAGCUGGAUAUCCGCAUCAGAGAAUUGGUGAAGAACAAACAUAUGGUUCGCGCAAAGUCUGAACUCAAAAUACAAAGAGCUCUAACUCAAAAGCUGCAGAAAUCUUCACAGGGUCUCGAGAACCUGGUGAUGCUUCUCUACAAGAUCGAAGAGGACAGUAACAACAUUCUGGUGGUGAAAACCUUGGAGGCCAAUUCGAAGAUCCUCAAGGAAAUGAAUGCUCAGGUUGGAGAUAUCCAACAUGUGGUGGAAGAAGUGCGCGAAGAAUGGGAUAAGGUUGACGAACUCAGUGAGCAUCUGGGAGCUCUCAACGUGGAUGACGGGGAUAUCGAAGAAGAGUUGCUGCAGAUGGAGAAGGAGCAAGAGAGCAAAGAAGAUGCUACUCAGGAGGAACCGGUGCCCGAAGUUCCAACAGAAGAGCCUGUACAAGAACCAGAGCCAGAGCAUGUUGAGACCUCCGAAGACCCUGAUUCUGCGCUUCUGGAACGGUUCCAGAAGCUCAAGUUGCCCGCAAAGGAGCCUGCUGCCGAGAAAAACCUCGAAUCUCCAUUACCUAUCUAA